Molecule: messenger RNA, 2263 nt
Organism: Canis lupus familiaris (dog)
Lineage: Eukaryota; Metazoa; Chordata; Mammalia; Carnivora; Canidae
Gene: RNF135
Product: ring finger protein 135
Exons: 5
Coding region: 530-1738 (402 amino acids)
Biological process (GO): regulation of innate immune response
Cellular component (GO): cytoplasm
Molecular function (GO): protein binding; ubiquitin-protein transferase activity; ribonucleoprotein complex binding
Source: RefSeq, a predicted model, not a curated record
CAUAGGCACAGGGGGAAGCAGGCUACCCCCGGGGAGCCUGAUGAGGACUGGAUCGCUGGACCCUGGGAUGAGGACCUCACCCUCUGGCUGAGGCUCAACCACUGAGCCCCCCAAGUGCCCUGCGCCGGGUUUUCUUUAAUCUUUUACUACUUGUUGGAGGGGAUGGAUGACAGCUAGUGGGCGCAGUCUCGUAGAAAAGUUCUGGAACCGGACCGUCUCUUUCUUCUCGAGGGCUGUCGGGACCGCGUUUUAAUGGGCCGGGGUCUGUGUGCAGAGGGAGGGCAUCAGGCUCGCGGGUCCUUGGGACAUCGGGGUGCUCCCGGCGCUGGGGCGAGCUGAGAUCCCGCGCAGCUGUGACUGCGGCCCGCUCCGCCCUGGGGCGCGGCGUGCGGGGAGGGGAAGCGCAAAGGCCGCUCUCCCCGACGCCGGAGACAGGAAGAAAGGCUGGGCCGAGGCGGGGAGAGGAAGGCCGAGGGAGGAGCUGGAGGCGCCGUCCGCGCCCAGGCGUCCCGUGGGGCGCCCCGUCACCAUGGCGGGCCCGGACCCCGGCCCGGCCGUCCCCGUGUGGCUGGCCGAGGACGACCUGGGCUGCAUCAUCUGUCACGGGCUGCUCGCCUGGCCCGCCACGCUGCCCUGCGGCCACAGCUUCUGCCGCGACUGCCUCAAGGGCCUGUGGGCCGCCGGCUGCGCUGGGCCCCCGCGCUCCUGCCCCACCUGCCGCGCGAGCGCCGCGGAGCCGCGGCAGCUGCGCAAGAACACGAUGCUGCAGGAGCUGGUGGACAAGUACAGCCGCGCGCUGCGCGAGGCAGCAGCCCAGAAGAGCAUCAAAGAAGUUGGACGUGAGCUGACAGAGUUGGUGGAACAGCUUGUAGGAAUUGUCAGGAAUCUUCAGAGUCAGAAACACCUCCCCGAAUCUGGACCAGAAAAUGAAAGGAGCACCCUGAGCAUGGGCAUGUCUUCUUCUGAUGGGGCGGACCUUGCCUUGGCUUCUUCAAAGCCAGUGACUUCUGACACACCCGAGAGAAAAAUGAAAGACAUUCUGCAUGACCUAGAAGAAAUCCAGAAAAAAUUACAAGAAAACUUCACAUGGAAAGGGGCCCUUGAAGAACAUCUGCAGGUGGAACUCCAGGAAGCUCCAUCUUCUUCUUCACACCCAUUGCCUGACCACAGCUGCCCAGCCCCCAGGAGGGCCUUCCAGUUUGCUCAGUGGGCCAUCAGCCCAACCUUUGACCUUCGCAGCCACUCCUGUAGCUUGGAGGUGUCCGAGGAUUGCCGGGUGGUGACUGUAUCUCACUGGCCACAGACCCAUCUCUGGAAUCAUGAGAGGUUUGUGACCUGCCAGGUCUUAUGUUCCCAGGCCUUCUCUUCUGGGCAGCAGUACUGGGAAGUGGACACUCAGCAUUGCAGCCACUGGGCAGUUGGGGUAGCUUCCUGGGGGAUGAGGCGUACCCAGAUCCUGGGAAGGACCAAGGACUCUUACUGUGUAGAGUGGAAGGGGAAUAGCCAACUCUCUGCAUGGCACAUGGUCCAGGAAACGGUCCUUGGCUCAGACAGACCUAAAGUGGUGGGCAUCUGGCUGGACCUGGAGGAGGGAAAACUCGCCUUCUAUUCAGUGGCUGACCAGGAGACGCUGCUGUAUGAGUGCCCAGUCUCUGCCUCCUCUCCUCUGCACCCCGCCUUCUGGCUCUAUGGCUUAAAUCCUGGAAACUCUCUGACUAUACGGCCAGUAAAUGUGUAAAGGUUCCCUGGGUGUUAAAACAUGGUGGUGGUGUCCUGGUCUCCCCCUCUGGUUCCAAGCCAGUGGCAACUUGACAAGAAUCCUACUUCUUGAGUUAACGGGUGUGCAGUAAAGGGCUAACUGCAGGCUUGGGAUGUUCAACGGCACAUUCCGAGAGCAUGGGUCCCUGACUGGCUCCUGGGAGGCAGCCUCUAAGUGCUUGGCAUAUCCUGCCUGAUAAGAGUAUUUUGGUUUACCUGAGGGCCUUGGGCCAGAAGGUAUCAGCUUGACCUCUGGAGGGGCUGGAGACAAAGGCCUGCCUAUGUGACCGACACCAGGGCACCAAGGCUUGGGUAAGCCACCCUGGUUGAUAGUCCUCCUUGUAUAUUGUCACAUGCUGUUGCAUGGGGAAUUAACAUUGUCCUUGUGACUCUGUGGGGAAGGAGACUUGGGGUCUCUUAGCCUGUUUCCUAUGUGCCUUUUUCUACUGCUGAUUUUAAUCUGUAUCCUUCCACUGUUAAUAAAUUGUAACCAAGACUAUAAUCA